Jaculus jaculus (lesser Egyptian jerboa) is the source of this 2040-nucleotide messenger RNA. It is a transcript of the gene Lrit3, whose product is annotated as leucine rich repeat, Ig-like and transmembrane domains 3. The transcript is spliced from 4 exons. The record is from RefSeq and is a predicted model, not a curated record. The coding region runs from base 1 to 2040 and encodes 679 amino acids. NCBI's taxonomy places the organism in Eukaryota, Metazoa, Chordata, Mammalia, Rodentia, Dipodidae. Gene Ontology annotation, molecular function: protein binding.
AUGCGGCUCUUUGCACGCCUGUGCAUCCUGCUGGGCUUUCUGGAAGGAGUGGGGUGUUCCUGCCCCUCUCAGUGUGCCUGCGAUUAUCUUGACAGAAACGAUGGCUCAGGAUCAAGGUCGGUGCUGUGUAAUGACCUCGAUAUGAAUGAAGUCCCCAUGAACUUGCCUGUGGACACUGUGAAGCUUCGAAUAGAGAAGACGGUCAUCCGCACGAUCCCGGCCGAGGCCUUCUAUUACCUGGUGCAGCUGCAGUACCUCUGGCUAACUUACAACUCCGUGGCCAGCGUAGACCUCAGCAGCUUUUACAACCUCAAGCAGCUGCAUGAGCUGCGCAUGGAUGGCAAUUCUCUGACCACCUUCCCCUGGGCAUCACUGCUGGACAUGCCCCAGCUGAGGACCCUGGAUUUGCACAAUAACAAAAUAACCAAUGUGCCAAACGAGGCUGCCAGGUAUCUGGAGCACCUCGCCUACUUGGAUUUAUCAAGCAAUAGACUAGCCACACUGCCGCCAGAUUUCCUGGAGAGCUGGUCUCACUUAGCUACGAGACCUUUCAGAAGCCCAAACCUUUCCUCAAGAAGAAUUAUUCUUGGUUUGCAGGACAACCCAUGGCUUUGCGAUUGUCACGUUUCCAAAGUGAUUGAGUUGUCAAAGGUUGCAGAUCCUGCUGUGGUGCUUCUUGAUCCACUGAUGGUCUGUAGUGAACCUGAGCACCUCACGGGAGUUCUGUUCCAGAAGGUAGAGUUGGAGCAGUGCCUGAAGCCAUCCGUGAUGACCUCGGCCACCAGAAUCACGUCUGCUCUGGGCAGCAAUGUCCUUCUGCGGUGCGAUGCCACUGGCUACCCCACCCCACAGCUAAUGUGGACAAGAUCCGAUGGCUCACCAGUUAAUCAUACAGUAAUUCAGGAGUCUCCAAUGGAAGGGGUCAGAUGGUCAAUAAUCAGCUUGACAGGCAUCUCCUACCGGGACGCUGGGGAUUACAAAUGCAAGGCCAAAAACCUAGCUGGGAUGUCAGAAGCUGCGGUUAUGGUGACCGUGGUUGGUGUUGUUACAACCACUGUGUCGUCAGAUACUCCUGAAGGAGGAGCUGGACAUCAGCCUGAGCAGGAGUUCCCGCCGGGACCUGGAAGAUCAAUGUCCCCGUCGACUUCACUGCCACCUCGCUGGUUCUCUUCCUCCUCUGCUCCUACUUCCCUCUCUCCUCUCCUGUCGCCUCCUCCUUCCACUGCUCCCUCCUCUGUGUCUCCUUUCUCCUCUGUUCCUUCCUCGGGCACAAUGGGGAGAACUAUCAUUUCAGCCAGCACCAGCCGGGCCGGCCGCCAGGCUCUCGAUCUCCCCCCAGGAGGGAAAAGAAAUGCGAAGGUGGAGAUGCCUGGAAGUAAGUUUCCUCCGGUCAGUGCGAGUAAGAAAGAAGAGUUGGCACAGCUGGAUCAAGCUACACUCAUGGAAAUGAAUGUCACCAUUGAAGACCUCAGGGCGGUCAGUGAAACUGACGGGAGUGUGACUUUGAUGUGGAAUGCCAUCAACACCACACGUAAGUUCGCGGUGACUGUGUUGUAUUCCAAGGAUGGCGACAAGGACCUGCGGCUGGUGAAUGCAGACUCGAGCAAGAACCAAAUAACCAUAGAUGGCCUAGAGCCUGGAAGGCAGUAUAUGGCAUGUGUCUGUCCGAAAGGAGUGGCUCCCUGCAAGGAUCGGUGUAUCACCUUUUCUACUAACGGAGUGCAAGAAGGUGACUCACAAUGGUCCCUUCUCACUGUGGUGACUGGCACUGCCUGUGCUGUUGUCCUGCCAUUAAUUUGUUUUUUAUUGUAUAAACUUUGCAAGCUGCAAUGCAGGUCAGAAUCUUUCUGGGAAGAAGAUUUGGCUAAAGAGACAUAUAUCCAAUUUGACACUUUGUCACCUAGGUCGCAAAGUAUAGGAGAGCUCUGGACACGAAGGCACAGAGAUGACUCUGAGAAAGUCUUGCUCUGUUCUAGGUCAAGUGUGGAAUCUCAGGUGAAUUUUAAAAGUGAAGGUUCUAGACCAGAGGGUUAUUGUUAA